Messenger RNA from Cynocephalus volans (Philippine flying lemur), 1860 nucleotides. RefSeq names its product solute carrier family 27 member 6 (gene SLC27A6). Gene Ontology annotation, molecular function: long-chain fatty acid transmembrane transporter activity; long-chain fatty acid-CoA ligase activity. The transcript is spliced from 10 exons. The record is from RefSeq and is a predicted model, not a curated record. Bases 1 to 1860 code for a protein of 619 amino acids. Lineage: Eukaryota; Metazoa; Chordata; Mammalia; Dermoptera; Cynocephalidae.
AUGCUCCCGUCGUGGCUCACAGGACUAGGGGCUGGAAUGGUCUUCCUGUACUUGGUGCAGAAACUCCUGUUCCCUUACUUCUGGGACGACUUCUGGUUCCUGCUGAAGGUGGUGCGUUUUGGAAUUCGGAUGGAGAUGUACAGACAGAGAGGGGAGCUCGUCACUGGGCUGGAUAAAUUCCUGAGCCAUGCCAAGAGGCAACCUCAGAAACCUUUCAUCAUCUAUGAGGGAGAGAUUUACACCUAUCAGGAUGUGGACAAAAGGAGUAGCCGAGUGGCCAACGUCUUUCUGAACCAUUCCUCUCUGAAAAAGGGGGACACCGUGGCACUGCUGAUGAACAAUGAGCCCGACUUUGUUCACGUGUGGUUCGGCCUGGCCAAGCUGGGCUGCGUGGUGGCCUUCCUCAACACCAACAUUCGCUGCAGCUCCCUCCUGAGUUGCAUCCACACCUGCAUGCCCUCAGCCAUAGUGGUGGGCGCAGAUUUGCUUGGAACUAUAGAAGAAAUCCUUCCAAGCCUCCCAAAAGAUAUCAGUGUUUGGGGGAUGAAAGAUUCUGUUCCACAAGGUGUAAUUUCACUCAAAGAAAAACUGAGCACAUCAUCUGAUGAGCCCGUGCCACGCAGCUACCAUGUUGCCUCAAGCCUCAAGUCUACGUGUCUUUAUAUUUUUACCUCCGGAACAACAGGUCUACCAAAGGCAGCCGUGAUUAGUCAGCUGCAGGCUUUAAAGGGUUCUGCUGGAUUAUGGGCUUUCGGUUGUGCUGCUGAUGACAUUGUUUACAUACCCCUUCCUCUCUAUCAUAGUUCAGGAUCUCUCCUGGGAAUUAGUGGAUGUGUUGAGUUGGGUGCCACUUGUGUGUUAAAGAAAAAAUUUUCAGCAAGCCAAUUUUGGAAUGACUGCAAGAAGUAUAAUGUGACUGUGUUUCAGUAUAUUGGAGAGCUUUGUCGUUACCUUUGCAAACAACCCAAGAGAGAGGGAGAAAAGGAUCAUCAGGUGCGUCUGGCAGUUGGAAAUGGUAUACGGAGUGAUGUAUGGAGAGAAUUUUUAGACAGAUUUGGAAAUAUUAAGAUGUGUGAAUUUUAUGGAGCCACCGAAGGAAACAUUUGUUUCAUGAAUCACACUGGGAAAAUUGGAUCAGUUGGGAGAACAAAUUUCUUUUACAAACUUUUUUUCACUUUUGACUUAAUAAAGUAUGAUUUUCAGAAAGAUGAACCUGUUAGAAAUGAACAAAACUGGUGUAGUCAUAUGAAAAAAGGAGAACCUGGACUUCUCAUUUCUCGAGUAAAUGCAAAGAAUCCCUUCUUUGGUUAUGCUGGGUCUUACAAGCACACAAAAAACAAAUUGCUUUUUGAUGUUUUUAAGAAGGGAGAUGUUUACUUUAACACAGGAGACUUAAUGGUCCAAGAUCGGGAGAAUUUCCUUUAUUUUUGGGAUCGUAUUGGAGACACUUUCAGAUGGAAAGGAGAAAAUGUUUCAACUGCAGAGGUUGCUGAUGUGAUUGGAAUGUUGGAUUUUAUACAGGAGACAAAUGUCUAUGGUGUGGCUGUGUCAGGUUAUGAAGGAAAAGCAGGAAUGGCUUCUAUUAUUUUAAAACCGAAUAAGUCUUUGGACUUGGACAAAGUUUAUGAACAAGUUGUAGCAUGUCUACCAGUUUAUGCCUAUCCACGAUUUUUAAGAAUUCAGGAAAAAAUGGAAACAACAGGGACAUUCAAACUACAGAAGUUCCAGUUGAUGAAAGAAGGAUUUAAUCCACUGAAAAUUUCUGAUCCACUGUACUUCUUAGAUAAUUUGAAAAAAUCUUAUGUUCCAUUGACCAAAGAACUUUAUGAUCAAAUAAUAUUAGGGGAGAUAAAACUUUAA